AUGGCUACCCUCAUUCAAGGAAUCCUGCAGUCCCUGAGGAUUGUCGGUGAGGAGGCCCUGAACCCGACCCUUCUGGUCUUAGCUUUCGCAUUCCUUGCCUAUGGCCUGCCGCACCUCAUUGUCAAAAUCACCGGUUCUGAGUUCAUCGCACGCUGGCUUGAGGUCUUUGGUCUCAAGGCAGCUCUAAAGGUCUCCCUCGCUCUUGGGAUCGGUCACGUAGCGAACCGAAUCCAAAAUCUUCGUGCAAGUAACAACUGGAGCAUUCUCGGCCGAGGAGAAUGGGCCUGGUCGGAAGAAAUCGCCGUCGUCACUGGUGGGUGUAACGGCAUAGGAAAGGCCAUCGUUCUUGCCCUUGUACGAAAGGGUGUACGAGUUGCCGUCCUCGACGUUGCAGGCUUUCCGCCAGACCUUGCACAGAUUGAUAGCGUCUUUUACUGGAAAUGCAACAUCGCUUCAGCCUCUUCUGUAGCAGAUGUUGCUGAUAGCAUCCGGGACACCAUGGGCCACCCCUCCAUUCUGAUCAACAAUGCUGGUAUGGCGAACCGAAGCUCCAUCCUUGACGUGACCCCGGAAGAGGCUUCAAAACUCUUUGGGGUAAAUCUCAUGGCCCUUUGGUACACGGCCAAAGCAUUUUUGCCAAAUAUGAUCCUGGACAACAAGGGACAUGUUGUCACGGUCGCGAGCAUGUCCUCCUUCAUCUCGCUGCCAACCGCCGUUGACUAUGCAGCAUCAAAAGCAGGCGCACUGGCUUUUCACGAGGGACUUGCCAGCGAAAUCAAGCAUCUCUAUAAAGCGCCUGGCGUGUUGACGACGGUGGCUCACCCUAUGUGGGUUGAUACCAACAUGACCAAGGAUCGUCAGGAAGCCAUUGAGCGAAGCAGUGGGAACAAAAUGAUGAAGCCCGAGGAAGUAGCCCAAGUCGUGACGGACCAAAUCUUUUCUCGCCACGGCGCCCAGCUCAUUAUCCCGCCCAACGUCACAUGGUUGUCUGCAGUAAAAGGGUUUCCCAACUGGCUUCAGGAGUUGAUCAGGGACUCGAUCGCCAUGACACCGUGA
Fusarium vanettenii 77-13-4 is the source of this 1056-nucleotide messenger RNA. RefSeq lists its product as uncharacterized. Bases 1 to 1056 code for a protein of 351 amino acids. NCBI's taxonomy places the organism in Eukaryota, Fungi, Ascomycota, Sordariomycetes, Hypocreales, Nectriaceae. The record is from RefSeq and is a predicted model, not a curated record. The transcript has a single exon. Gene Ontology annotation, molecular function: oxidoreductase activity, acting on the CH-OH group of donors, NAD or NADP as acceptor.